CUAUCUCUUCUGUUUCUGGGUGAAAAGGUUAAAACAAAAAGAAGGGGGGCCGUGAAGAAUUACUUCUUCGUUUGCUAGUUGGAAAGAGGUGUGCAGAGCUUUGGUUGUAUCUGAAGUUCGUCGAGGGUCAUCCAUGGGGAUUUGCAUGAGUGCCCGGGUCAAAGCUGAGAGUCCAGGUAAGACAGGAGGAAGUCCUAAGUACAUGAGCUCGGAUGGGAACGACAAGGGAAGUUUAGGCAGCAAGUCUUCUUCCAUGUCAGUUCGGCCGACUCCACGGACAGAGGGCGAGAUCCUGCAGUCACCAAACCUCAAGAGUUUCGGCUUUUCCGAUCUCAAAACCGCAACACGGAAUUUCAGACCAGACAGCGUGCUUGGUGAAGGUGGCUUCGGUUGUGUUUUCAAGGGAUGGAUUGAUGAGGUGGCUCUCACCGCCACGAAACCAGGCACCGGUAUGGUUAUAGCCGUCAAAAGGCUUAACCAAGAUGGUUGGCAAGGUCACAAGGAGUGGCUGGCCGAAGUGAAUUACCUUGGGCAGUUUUCUCAUCGUCAUCUCAUGAAGUUGAUCGGUUAUUGCUUGGAGGACGAGCAUCGGCUUCUUGUCUACGAGUUCAUGCCUCGGGGAAGCUUGGAGAAUCAUCUUUUCAGGAGGGGGUCGUAUUUCCAACCCUUGUCUUGGAAUCUCCGGUUGAAAGUGGCUCUUGGGGCGGCAAAAGGCCUUGCCUUUCUCCACAGUGCCGAGACUCGAGUGAUAUACCGCGACUUCAAGACUUCCAACAUCCUUCUUGAUUCGGACUACAAUGCAAAGCUUUCUGACUUCGGGUUGGCCAAGGACGGGCCAACGGAUGAUAAAAGCCACGUCUCUACACGGGUCAUGGGUACCUACGGAUAUGCAGCUCCUGAAUAUCUUGCCACCGGUCAUUUGACAACAAAGAGCGAUGUCUAUAGCUUCGGGGUUGUGCUUCUGGAGAUGUUGUCUGGACGGCGAGCUGUGGACAAGAACCGUCCAACCGGAGAGCACAACCUCGUCGAGUGGGCGAAACCAUACCUUGCAAACAAAAGAAGGGUAUUCCGGGUUAUUGACAACCGGCUCCAAGAUCAGUACUCCAUGGAAGAAGCACAUAAGGUGGCUACUCUCGCCAUGAGAUGCCUAUCCACGGAAAUUAAGCUCAGACCAAACAUGAAAGAGGUUGUCUCGCAUCUCGAACAGAUCCAAUCUCUUAACGCCGCGAGGAGGGAGAGGAGGACGCGAAGGAGCAGUGACAGUGUUAUCGCCAAGAAAGCGAAGGUCGGUUAUGGUCAGCCAUCGCCUAUGGCUGCUGCCAAUGGCACUGCCGCUUAUCCUCGGCCGUCUGGUUCGCCACUGCAUGUCUAGAUGUUAUGGCAAUUUUUAAUUUUCCACGAACUUCUAUAGGUAAAAAUUGAAUCUUUUUUUUUGUUUUGAAAAUGUAUCCUUUCUCUUACCACUUUAUAAACAGUGUAUACAUAUAUAUUGAUACAUAUAUGUUUCCGGUGCAGUUCAAAUA
Molecule: messenger RNA, 1523 nt
Organism: Tarenaya hassleriana
Lineage: Eukaryota; Viridiplantae; Streptophyta; Magnoliopsida; Brassicales; Cleomaceae
Product: protein kinase APK1A, chloroplastic-like
Exons: 8
Coding region: 134-1372 (412 amino acids)
Biological process (GO): protein phosphorylation
Molecular function (GO): protein kinase activity; ATP binding
Source: RefSeq, a predicted model, not a curated record